UUAUUGUGGCUAGGUGUCUGUAUCUCCCGUCUAGUGUUUCCUGCUCCCUGAUCCCAUUAAAACCCUGAGUUUUGCCCCGACUUUGACCGGUUUGCCUGUUCCUUGCUCGCCUACCCUCACGAUCGCCGCUUCGCACGCCCAGGAUCGUGACACAUGCAUCUUAAAUAUUACAUAUGGUAUGCAAAAUAGUUAAAUAUGCAAUAAAAGUGCUGAUUACUUUUGUUUUCAUGAAGUAGUGGAUAUAUUGUUUCUUUUUGGGAUUAUCUUUUGGCUGUAUAUAAGGCUGCAUUUAUUAAAGUUUGGUAUAAUGUUUGUUUGCUUUGAAUAUAUCUUAGAUUGUCUCACAUAAUUUAAUGGCAUUUAAAAACAUGUGCAGUGAAAAUAGUAACAAGUGGGUGUAAUUUUAAAAUUUGUAUUGUUUUGCAAGAGGUUGCAAGACAUCUGAUUCCUGAUAUUUCAAGAAUAUUGUGAAAUGCCUUUUGAUUUAAAAAGGCUAUACAUGCCAUUGUUAUUUACUAUGCUUGUAUUAGUGUGUCAAUGCAUGUUCUGAUCACCCAUGCUCUUUGCCAUCCUUCCCACAUGUCUAGGUGGCGCCCGGGUCGGGCACCAUCUGAGCUGGAGUCCUGCUUCAGUCCCGUUGAAGGGUGAUUUUGUGGAUGGAUGUUGUAAAUUUCGAGAAUAUAGUCGUAAUUUGCGAGAAUAAAGUCAUAAUAAUUUAUAUGACAUAUAAAGAUAUUUAAAAAAUAAAAAUAUGAUUAGAGUCAGAAAAAUAUACUAUAGUUGGAAUGACCCAAAGUAUAUGUGAUAUGCAUUAUUUUAUAAAAGUGUUUUUUAUUUUAAAAAGCUGUUCUAGAUGGAAUUCCACCUUGUGACUCUUUACAGCAUUAGUUGAUAGAAGAUAGAUGGUUUGGUCUCCAAGAAGUAGGGAAUUUCAAACCGGAAACAACCGUUGCUUAGGAACUGUCGUUGGGAGCAUUGUAGAGUAGCAGAACUCCUUUACUUGUUACCCUGGAGACACGAAAACUAAUCCUCUAGAAGUAAAAAAAAAAAAAAAAACAAGAAGAACGAAAUAGCAGAAGAAUGACUCAAUUUUGAAGAUUGUUUUCGAACAGUGUAUGACGAUCAUCUGACAGCGAUGAUGCCGGUAACGGAUCUUAAAACGGGAGCUACGCGUAAGAUGGAGAAGUUAAGCGAUAUCGAGGUGGUGGAAAAAGCGCUGUCUGCACAGAGAAAGGAAUUUAAGAAGAGGAUGAAGAGCUUGUGCACAGAGCGUAGAAAUAUUGACAACGAUGAACAACUGAAGGAAUCCCUCUUCAAAUUCAACAAGUUUCUCAAAGAGAAUAACUUGAAGUUUGCUCGGGCUGUGAAGAAGGCUUAUGAAGAGAAAGAACUGACAAAGCAGAAGGAGGCUGAGAUUGAGCACUUGGAACGGGACAGCAUCGACUUGCAGAGGAAGAAAGAGCACCUCCUUGUUAAAGUACAAAGAAGUACCAUCUAUAAGGACUUUCUGGAUCAAGUCACCAAAAAGUCCAAAAAGUUUGGAGAUAUUUGGGAACUGAUUGGCCGCUUUGAUACUCUGCUGGCCAAUCGAGAGCAGCUGCUGCUGAAAGAGAGUGAUGGGCAGGAACUUGCAGAGACCCAGCGCCGGCAGCAUCGCUACUUCAUAGAAGAACGGAGUAAUCAGAUUUUGCAGUGUAACAACCAGCUGUCAAGCUUGCAAACACAUUUGGACCAAGUCCGCUCUCUAGCCUUUAAGUGGGAGAUGACAUGGAACCACAUCCAGUCCACUGCAGCCAAGGAGACCCUCCUGCUAGGCGAAAUCAAAGUGGUGACACUUAACCUCUUCUACCUGAUUGGUGGGGAAACAUGCGGGAAGCAUGGGGUGCACAUCAGUAACAUAACGGAGCAGCUGAAGAGGAUUCAAUCCUUCAUCCAGGACCAGACAGGCAUUGUACAUGAUCUACAAAAAACUGGCUAUGAUCUAAAUACAAGCAGUGUCUAGUAGAGAUGUCCAGAUGGUGCUCAUGGUGGGCACCAUCUGAGAUGGAAUCCUGGUUCAGUGCCAUGGAUGGGUGACAUUGUGGAUGUGACCUACUGUAUGAACUAUUACAGACUGGCGUGGAGAAAUGACUCAUUGAUAUACUUUGGCUUGAACUGAUCAAAGUCUAUACCUUGCUUUUAACAAGAACGCCCACUCUUUUCUUUUUCCCGUAAUGUUAGCUUACCCAGGGGUACUGGGCAGCCAGUUGACCUUGGACCCCCAGAGGUUUUUUUCCUCCCUACUUGGGAAUUUUUGGUUCCUCUCUUACAUUGUCAUUUCAUGAUUUCUUUCAUUUCUUUGUUGUUCUUCUUCCUUGUGUUUGUAUUGUUCUCUGUUAAUGAUGUUGUAAUACAUCACAACACACCCAUGUAAUGCCUUGCGGUGGUAAAAUGUGCUAUAUAAAAAUAAAUUAAAUAGAAUUGAAUGGAAUGGAAGCUUUAGAAUGAAAA
Brienomyrus brachyistius is the source of this 2490-nucleotide messenger RNA. It is a transcript of the gene cfap73, whose product is annotated as cilia and flagella associated protein 73. The transcript has 8 exons. NCBI's taxonomy places the organism in Eukaryota, Metazoa, Chordata, Actinopteri, Osteoglossiformes, Mormyridae. The record is from RefSeq and is a predicted model, not a curated record. Bases 1136 to 2002 code for a protein of 288 amino acids.